This is a messenger RNA of Vombatus ursinus (common wombat), 860 nucleotides long. It is a transcript of the gene NDUFS8, whose product is annotated as NADH:ubiquinone oxidoreductase core subunit S8. The transcript is spliced from 7 exons. NCBI's taxonomy places the organism in Eukaryota, Metazoa, Chordata, Mammalia, Diprotodontia, Vombatidae. Gene Ontology annotation, cellular component: membrane. The coding region runs from base 10 to 768 and encodes 252 amino acids. The record is from RefSeq and is a predicted model, not a curated record. Gene Ontology annotation, molecular function: NADH dehydrogenase activity; 4 iron, 4 sulfur cluster binding. Gene Ontology annotation, biological process: mitochondrial electron transport, NADH to ubiquinone; mitochondrial respiratory chain complex I assembly.
CGGGUCACGAUGGCUCUUCUGCUCCCUCACCUUCCUCACUCCUGGGCCUUCCCGCCCCUCCCCCUGCUUCUCAGCCCGAGAGCCGAGGCUCAGUUCCGGGGACUGGAAGGGGACCCGUCCAAGAUGAGCAGCCCAAACAUGGCUCUGCUGCGUGUCCUUUGCCGGGUGGCAGGCACAGGACCAGGCAGUUGCCGAGGCCUGGCCAGAGGUCUGCACAGCAGUCCGUCCUCCUCCUCUUCCUACAAGUAUGUGAAUGUGAAGGAGCCUGUCACGGACAUGAAGUCUGUGACUGACCGGGCAGCCCAGACCCUGAUGUGGACGGAGCUCUUCCGAGGCUUGGCAAUGACUCUGAGUUACCUGUUCCGGGAACCCGCCACCAUCAACUAUCCCUUUGAGAAGGGCCCUCUGAGUCCGCGCUUUCGAGGGGAGCACGCCUUGAGGCGCUACCCUUCGGGGGAGGAGCGGUGUAUUGCCUGCAAACUCUGUGAGGCGGUCUGCCCGGCCCAGGCCAUCACCAUCGAGGCCCAGCCCAGGGCGGACGGCAGCCGGAGGACAACCCGCUACGACAUCGAUAUGACCAAAUGCAUCUACUGCGGCUUCUGCCAGGAAGCCUGCCCCGUGGACGCCAUCGUGGAGGGCCCCAACUUUGAAUUCUCCACGGAGACCCACGAGGAACUGCUUUACAACAAGGAGAAACUUCUCAAUAACGGGGACAAGUGGGAGGCCGAGAUUGCCGCCAACAUCCAGGCCGACUUCCUGUAUCGGUGAAGCCGGGCCCGGCCACUCCCUUCACCCCCAGUCUGGUCCGAGGGUGGCAGCCGCCCUCCGUCUGGGCGCCUGGAAUAAAGCCUAGAAACGUG